CCGAUGUGCAAGUCGUUCCAACUUUUACGGUAAAGGUGCCGGGCCGCCGGCUGAUCUGUCCUAGUAGAGUAGUACUACUUUCAACUUUGGGUCUGUUAUACACGGUAUGCUUGUCAAUGCUCAUGCAUAGUUAACACGUCGUGUCUUAAUACUCAGUUGGUCGUCCACAAAAUGCCUCGGCGCGCAAGAGUGCACUUCGUGUCGCUGAAAUCAUCGCUGGUCAAUCUCCCAAUAUCAAUAUACGGCCCCCUUCUCGAGAGACAGAUUCGUCCGCAAACCCUUGCUGUCCACCUCAAGUCCACCAAUGGCGAGGGAAGAGAGGCCUACGUUGGCUGGACCGGCAUGGCCUCUGCAUCCUCCCUUGCCUCAUUCAACUCUACUGCAGGCGAACGUGGAAUAGAGACGCUGGAGAUAGAUCCACAGUACGCAUCAGGCUUAGGCUUCAAAGAAGGAGAUGUGGUGGAACUGGGUUUAUUAUAUGACCUCCCUUAUGCGAAGACAGUGAGCACUGAACCUCUCAGCGCAGAUGACUGGGACGUAGUAGAACUUCAUGCAGCACACGUUGAAGGCACUCUCCUCUCCCAAGUGCGAGUCGCGAACGUCGGACAGGAGAUCAAUGUUUGGGUACUCGGGCGGACGAGAGUACGACUAAGAAUUGUCUCGCUCGACACUUCUGCAACUGCAGCGCUGCUCACAACCGAUACCGAGGUUAGCAUUGCCCCCAAAUCGCAUAGGAAGCCGAAAGCCGAAACCAAAACCUCAUCUUCAACAAGCUUAUUAGAGCAUGGAACCGUUCCUCUGACGCAGGACAAACCCUCAUAUCCGUCGGAAAUUCUCCGAGCACUCCCUGCCCGCCUCGUCAAUUUCCCCGAAUUCAUUAUUCCACGCGAUGGCAAAACACGCGCAUACAUUCAUCCUUACACUCUAUCGCUGCUUACGGGCACUCCGUACAUCCCAUUCGACCCGAAUCCCAACCCUCCACGCUCAGGUUGGUGGUGUGCACGUGCGCGUCGAUUGGAACCACCCAAGGAUCCUACGGAUAUCAUAAAAUCCGGUACCGGUGAUAACGCCACCAUGAAGUCAAGUGCUGAAACAGAGCAGGAGAAUGGCAAUGCAAAGAUACUGCACCCGGGAUCAAAAAAAGAGGUAGGAGCAAAAGAUGAUGAAGGGAACGGAAAGGAUGUAUGGGAGGUGUGGCUGGGAAUCUCUGAUCGUGUUUUGGAGACGCAUGUGAUGUUUGUUGGGGAAGUGAAGUGUGGGGUAGGGGAUUGGGAUCUCGUUCGGAUAUCGCUGAUGGGCGCCCAUGAGGAAGGGUCCGCAAUAAAUGGGACCCUCGACGAUCUUACGUCCACACCGUCAUCCUCACCAGCGAUACCCUCGGAAUCAUCGAUCCCCCUAUCGGGUGUCUCUGACAUCCUCGAAGCCACGACAAAGACUUGUGUUGCCAACUACGCCGUACAUGCACGCAAGGAUGUCGUUCGGGGAGUUCCUGGCAUCUUGAUCACAGGCCGUCAGGGAAUGGGCAAGACAUCAGUUGCAAAGGAGAUAGCUCGCAGACUCGAAGCAGACGAGCGCGUGUAUGCUUCCGUACAUUACAUCGACUUCUCCCAGCUCGCAUCCAAGCCCGCUCAAACCCUUGGUGCACUUUUUCGUCACUUCUUUGUUCUAGCACGAUGGCACAGCCCCUCCGUACUCGUUUUCGAUAACCUCGACAAAGUUUGCGCUGCGGAGGUCGAACAUGCGGACUCCUUCCGCCAACGGCACAUAACAGAGCUCUUUCUCAUGCAUUUCAGUUCCAAUGAACGCCUCGCACCUUCCAACUUCCGUGGUAUCGUACUCCUCGCCACAGCAGAGAGCCAGACUAGCGUACAUUCGCUUCUGCAUACGCUGCAUGUGUUCAAGGAUGUCGCAUCCAUUCCUCCGCCGGGAAGGGAGGCGCGGAAGGAGAUUCUCGCCAGUCUUGUGUCACGCCGCCUUUCUAUGGCUAAGAAGCCACUGUCCUUUGUUGUCGACGAAUCGGACCCACCGGAGUACACUCGGCUCGCUGUAGGGACAGAGGGUUACUCCCCGGUAGACCUGCGAGACCUUGUCAAGCGCACGAUACAGGUCGCUGUUGGGCGGGCGGUUUCGGAAGUAGGCGUGAAUGUUGAGAAGGUGACACUUUCGGCGAAAGAUUUUGUAGAGGCACAUGAGGGCUUUGUGCCCCUCUCACUGAGGGAUGUACCCUUGCAAAAGUCGGACGUAGAAUGGGCUGACAUUGGCGGCUUGAAGGAUACUAAACUCGUGCUGAGGGAGACCCUUGAGUGGCCAACGAAGUAUGCUCAAUUAUUUAAACAGUCCCCGUUGAGAUUGCGAUCUGGGCUGCUCCUGUACGGCUAUCCUGGUUGUGGCAAAACGCUACUUGCGUCAGCUGUCGCGAAAGAGUGCGGGCUCAAUUUCAUCAGUAUCAAGGGCCCCGAGCUAUUGAAUAAAUAUAUCGGACAGAGUGAAAAAUCAGUGAGAGACAUCUUCGAUCGUGCGUCGGCUGCCAAACCCUGCGUGCUCUUUUUCGACGAGUUUGAUUCGAUUGCACCUAAAAGAGGACAUGACAGCACGGGCGUGACAGAUCGCGUGGUAAAUCAGAUGCUAACCCAGAUGGAUGGCGCUGAGGGGCUCGAGGGAGUCUAUGUCCUCGCUGCCACGAGUCGGCCAGACCUCAUUGACUCCGCACUGCUUCGUCCCGGACGGCUGGACAAAUCUUUGCUAUGCGAUCUGCCUGGUAUCGAGGGCCGAAAAGACAUUUUAGUUGCGGUAUCCCGGAAGCUAACACUUGCAUCCUCCGUCGACUUUGAUGAGCUUGCACAUAUCACUGAGGGCUUCUCGGGUGCUGACCUGCAGGCGCUUGUGUACAAUGCACAUCUGGAGGUGGUGCAUGCUGCUAUUGACGCUGAGAAGCUGGAUGGUGAUGGUGGAGGUGAUGUCGAGGUGGGCCGGAGGAGGGUGGGCGUGGGAUUGAGUGACGAGGUCCCAGUAAAAUAUGUGGUGCUGGGCGCUGGGAAGGAUGCGGCGAAAACGACAUCCAAGGCAGACGAGACGAAGAUGCAGCAGCGGCUGCAACACAUCAGGGCUUCGAAAUCCGGGGGAAUGUUGGCAGAUAGCAGUGCCGUUGUGACGCCCAAGCAGCACGAGAUUACCCAAGAAAAUCUAUUGAAAGUGCUCAAAACUACACGGCCAUCUGUUUCGCGCGAGGAACAGGUAAGGCUGGGGAGGAUAUAUCGAGAGUUCGUGUCGGAUCGAGGUGGUGGCGAGAAGACAUUCCCGGCGCCGGGUGGUGAUAGUGGGGUUGGGAGCCGAGCGUCACUGGGAUGAGGAGCGGACUCAGGUCAGCAUCCAGAGUCUUCUGCCAUGCAGUAACCUAGUAUCGAGAUAGGAUCUAAACAUGCGGGCUUAUGCCUUCCACUUGCAGUGCAGCUCUAUGGGGGAGAUUAUCUCUCAGCCAAAUUUCAAGUAUAUUUGCCUUGGGAAACAUAGACACAACUCCGACUGCUUAGUCUCUCAGACCUUGUAGAAACAGUACUUUGUUCCUGCUGAGAUAUUCCAAACGUGGAUAGCACCCUGGUCCCAACAAUUUAAAUAUGCAGUGCUCGCUAGAUAAGAAAGCCGCGGGCCCCUGCUGCAACAACC
Suillus clintonianus is the source of this 3663-nucleotide messenger RNA. Its product is annotated as P-loop containing nucleoside triphosphate hydrolase protein. Gene Ontology annotation, cellular component: peroxisome; peroxisomal membrane; cytosol. Bases 172 to 3348 code for a protein of 1058 amino acids. Lineage: Eukaryota; Fungi; Basidiomycota; Agaricomycetes; Boletales; Suillaceae. Gene Ontology annotation, biological process: protein import into peroxisome matrix. The record is from RefSeq and is a predicted model, not a curated record. Gene Ontology annotation, molecular function: ATP hydrolysis activity; ATP binding. The transcript has 20 exons.